Molecule: messenger RNA, 2878 nt
Organism: Antechinus flavipes (yellow-footed antechinus)
Lineage: Eukaryota; Metazoa; Chordata; Mammalia; Dasyuromorphia; Dasyuridae
Gene: PDK2
Product: pyruvate dehydrogenase kinase 2
Exons: 11
Coding region: 114-1337 (407 amino acids)
Biological process (GO): protein phosphorylation; regulation of glucose metabolic process
Cellular component (GO): mitochondrion
Molecular function (GO): pyruvate dehydrogenase (acetyl-transferring) kinase activity
Source: RefSeq, a predicted model, not a curated record
GGAAGGAGCUGGCUAGGUGGCUGGCUCGGGCGUCGGAGCGGGAGCUGAGCGAAGCUGGGCCCCGGAGUGGGGCCGUCGCCGCUGCUGACACCGUCGCCACCGCCGCCGCCGCCAUGCGCUGGGUUCGGGCGCUGCUAAAAAACGCGUCCCUGGCCGGGGCGCCCAAAUACAUCGAGCACUUCAGCAAGUUUUCCCCGUCCCCGCUGUCCAUGAAGCAGUUUCUGGACUUUGGUUCCAGCAAUGCCUGUGAAAAAACUUCCUUCACCUUCCUGAGGCAGGAGCUGCCUGUGCGGCUGGCCAAUAUAAUGAAGGAGAUCAAUUUGCUUCCAGACCGGGUACUAGGAACUCCCUCAGUACAAUUGGUACAGAGUUGGUAUGUCCAAAGUCUUCUGGACAUCAUGGAGUUCCUGGACAAAGAUCCUGAAGACCAUCGGACUCUGGGACAGUUCACAGAUGCCUUGGUCACAAUCCGCAACCGGCACAAUGAUGUGGUCCCCACUAUGGCCCAGGGUGUGCUGGAGUACAAAGAGGCCUAUGGGGAUGACCCCGUCUCCAACCAGAACAUCCAGUAUUUCCUGGACCGGUUCUAUCUUAGCCGGAUCUCCAUUCGAAUGCUCAUCAACCAGCAUACAUUGAUCUUUGAUGGCAGCACAAACCCUGCACACCCCAAACAUAUUGGCAGCAUCGAUCCCAACUGUGAUGUCUCUGAGGUGGUGAAAGAUGCCUAUGAUAUGGCCAAACUCCUGUGUGACAAAUAUUACAUGGCCUCUCCCAGCUUGGAGAUUCAGGAGAUCAAUGCCUCCAACUCCAAACAGCCCAUCCACAUGGUCUACGUCCCUUCCCAUCUCUACCACAUGCUCUUUGAGCUCUUCAAGAAUGCCAUGCGGGCGACUGUGGAGAGCCAUGAGUCCAGCCUCACACUGCCACCCAUCAAGGUGAUGGUGGCCUUGGGUGAAGAAGAUCUGUCUAUCAAAAUGAGUGACCGGGGUGGGGGAGUUCCUUUGCGAAAGAUUGAGAGACUCUUCAGCUACAUGUACUCAACAGCUCCCACCCCUCAGCCAGGCUCCGGAGGGACUCCUUUGGCUGGUUUUGGCUACGGACUCCCCAUAUCUCGCCUCUAUGCCAAGUACUUCCAGGGUGACCUGCAGCUCUUCUCCAUGGAGGGCUUCGGGACUGAUGCUGUCAUCUAUCUAAAGGCCCUGUCAACAGAUUCUGUGGAACGCUUGCCUGUCUACAACAAGUCAGCCUGGCGUCACUACCAGACCAUCCAGGAGGCUGGCGACUGGUGUGUGCCCAGCACGGAGCCCAAGAACACAUCCACCUACCGAGUCAGCUAGACGGGCUGCCAGUGCAGGCCUUAGGAGGGUGCCCGCUGCAGGCAGGUCCCCUCCUGGCUUUGCAGUGAUGGCCGUGAGGACAGAUGGAUCUCUUUAGGGACAGGUCACCCUGGUGAUCUUCCCCCUAUGUCUACCACCCUAAGGAGUUGGGGGGAUGGCACCAUGAUGACCUGUCUCUGUUUCCAUGGAAACUGAUGAUUCCCUUUACUACACUGACCCCCAGACGCCAAUUUCUAUUUCCAUAGAAUUCCCUGGGGAAAUUCUUCCCCUCUACCCUAACCAAUUCAAGUUUGGGGAGGGGGAAAUGUUAUCCCUGAUAACCUAACUGUUUCUAUGGCAACUGCAGUGAUGCCUUCACUGCAGCAGCCCCCAGGUGCCAAUUUUUGUCCAUAGAUACUCCUGGGAAGACCCCUAGGGUGGUCUGCCUAGUGACUUUUCCCCUCACCCCCACUAUCCCAAGGGAAGAAGGAAGGUUUCCUUGAUGAAAUGUGUUUUUUUCCUUGGCAACUGGGAUGAUUCCUUCACUACAGUGGCCUCUAGGUGCCAAUCUCUGUCACCAUUGAGACCCCUGAAAUGGUGUUCCUAGUGACCUUCCUCUUACCCCUUUGUCACCCCAAGUAAAAGGCGGGGAUUCUCCUGGAUGACCCAGUCACAGUGAAGACCUCACUGCAGUGGUCCCCAGGUCUAUCUUCAUAAAGUUACUUGGAGGGAGACCUCUGGAAUGGUCUCCCUGGUAAACAAACCUCCUUGGGGUCACUAGCACACCUAGGGGAGCAGUGGUUCCAAUGACAAUUCAUGGGAGGUAACCCCACCUAAGACAAAAUCUGUCACUUCUCUAUCUGGGGAGUGGGGCAGUAUUCUGGGUGCCUUGCCACUUAUCCACUUUCUGUAGUCUUCCAUUCGAACCCUUCAGCCUGCCUUUUCCUUCUCUUUUGAGCCAAUACUCCCCUCCACACACAUUCCCUGGGGAUUGGGCUCCUAUCAGUGUUGGAAAGGACUGGCUGAGGCUGGGGCUGAGAGGACCCCAGCCACCAGAAGUGGAACAGAGAGCUUCUGGUCAGUGUUGCAUCCACUUUGCUAAUGGGCUUAUUGGGCUUCCAACUAACUAGGAAGAAAGUUGCAUGAAUGGGGGAAUCCCUCCUCCCAGAGAAACUGGGGCAAACAUUGGUCUAGUUAGAAGACUCCUUUUGAAGGAAAGUAAGGACAACCCCAAGUUUCAGUCUUCCCAGAGUUCACCAGCUCCUCUGCUUAAACAGUGUUUUCCUCUCCCGACUUGGUCCAGGCUCUCUAUCAUAUAUACCCCAUCCUGCCUGAAGCAGCUGCAGUCUCUUAGACUCCCUUUCUGUGCUUCCUUCCUUCUUCCUUCCCAGAAAUCACCCUGAUGCUUGGUGUAGCUUGCUUUCUCCCCCUUCUCCCCCCAAGCUGUAUGUACAUAUCUGGUUUUGUAUCCCUGGGGAGACUCCCUCUCAGCUGUCCAGUACAUGAGAGGUUAAAUUGUGUGUUCUUCCUGGCUACACCUGGUAAAAAGGAGAUUAAAUGAG